Molecule: messenger RNA, 888 nt
Organism: Podospora anserina S mat+
Lineage: Eukaryota; Fungi; Ascomycota; Sordariomycetes; Sordariales; Podosporaceae
Exons: 2
Coding region: 1-888 (295 amino acids)
Source: RefSeq, a predicted model, not a curated record
AUGGAUCCGCCAGCUUCCUCUCCGGUCUCGGCAGCAUGCGCUCAUCUUGACAACUCGUUUGGCCCUCACGCCGGCGAGUGUCGAGGUGGAUUCGACUUCACUCUAUUUUUCGAAGAGACGAUCCUCACAAUCCUGCCCGCGGGACUCAUCCUGCUCGUCUCACUUCCGAGAGUGUGGUUUAUGUGGAGGAAAGCCAAGAAACUCACCAGUGGCAGUCACUUGGCAACUGUCAAAGUUUCCACCUGGGUUGCGCUGGCUGUCCUUCAACUUGCAGCGCUGGUCCUCUGGUCAAGGCUCCCUUCCCCCGUCCGAACCCGGACCACCCUGGCCGCUGCUGCCCUCACCUUUGUUUCCUCUCUUGCCCUCUCGCUGCUGUCCUACGUUGAGCACACUCGCAACGUACGACCGUCCUCCAUCAUCGGUGCCUUUCUCUUUGCUACCCUCUUGUUUGACAUUGCACGGGCACGAACCUUGUGGUUACGCGACCCGUAUGUUGUUUCUCUGGACGAAGACGGUGACUCGUUUGACAUCAACAAGGAGAAUUCCCUGGCUUACCUCGCCGUCACUGCUGUCGUGGUGAAGGGGUUCUUGCUUGUCGUUGAAGCCUUGAGCAAACGAAGGGUGCUUCGACCCGAGUUCAGGGGCUAUGGCUACGGCCCCGAAGCGACAAGCGGCCUCUACAACCGGUCCUUUUUCUGGUGGCUCAAUCCAUUGUUUUGGAAGGGCUUCCAGAAAGGCCGGGUGUUGGAUGUCGACAAGCGACGUGACCUCCCUGAGCUGGACAAGCAUCUUCAGGCCGGUUACAAUUAUCGGCGUUUGGGGAAUGCAUGGGCUGCCACUGUCUCUGGUAAGUCAGUCCCUCGACAUGACCUUGCCCACAGCUGCUGA